Messenger RNA from Aegilops tauschii subsp. strangulata, 1277 nucleotides. The record is from RefSeq and is a predicted model, not a curated record. NCBI's taxonomy places the organism in Eukaryota, Viridiplantae, Streptophyta, Magnoliopsida, Poales, Poaceae.
CCAUGGCCGACCGUCCUCUGGCUGCAGGGCGGCCCGGGAGCGUCCGGCGUAGGGAUCGGCAACUUCCUGGAGGUCGGGCCGCUGGACGUCCACCUCAACCCCCGCAACUCCACCUGGCUGCAGAAGGCCGACCUCAUCUUCGUGGUCAGCCAGAGCUACAAACUCCUACUCCUCCAUACCGAUUGAUUACCUGUGUUGAUGGCUGGCUCGAUGCAUGGCAAUGGCAAUGGCAGGACAACCCCGUGGGCGUCGGGUACAGCUACGCGGAGAACGGCAGCGCGCUGGUGACGAGCGACUGGGAGGCGGCCGCGGACGCCACGGCGCUCCUCAAGGCGCUGGCCACGGAGGUGCCCGCCCUGCGGGAGGGGAGCCCGCUGUUCCUCGUCGCCGAGUCCUACGGCGGCAAGUACGCCGUCACGCUCGGCGUCUCCGCCGUCCGGGCCAUCCGCGCCGGCGAGCUCAACCUCACGCUCGCCGGCGUCGCGCUCGGCGACAGCUUCAUAUCGCCGGAGGAUUUCGCGCUCUCCUACGCGCCGCUGCUGCUGGACGUGUCGAGGCUGGACGACAACGCCGGCGACGCCGCCAAAGGGAAGGCAGCGACCGUGAAGGAGCAGAUCGCUGUGGGACAGUUCGCCGCCGCGUGGAACUCGUGGACGGACUUGCUUCUGUUUAUCGAGUCCAAGAGCGCUAGCGUUGACACCUAUAACUUCUUGCUUGAAGCUGGCAUGGACCCGGUGUCAGCGGCCUCUUCGUCAUCGGUGGCGGCAGUGAGCAAUGCCCAGACAAUGAAGUACUCAACAUACCUUAGUCGCAAGGAGGUUGCAUCUGGUCCCAACACCAUCAGCGGCAUCAUGAACGGCGUCAUCAAGGAAAAGCUCAAAAUCAUCCCCAGUAACCUCACGUGGCAAGGGAUAUCAGAGCUGGUCUACAAUGCACUGGUCAAUGACAUCAUGAAGCCUAGGAUAGACGAGGUUGAUGAGUUGUUGUCUUACGGUGUGAAUGUGACGGUGUACAAUGGCCAGCUCGAUGUGAUCUGCUCGACGAUCGGCGCGGAAGCAUGGGUGCAGAAGCUCAAAUGGGACGGGCUGAAGAACUUCACAAGCCUGCCAAGGCAGCCCCUGUACUGUGGGUCCUCCAAGGUCACCCAGGCCUUCGUCAGAUCCUACAAGAACUUGCAUUUCUACUGGAUCCUUCAAGCUGGGCACUUUGUGCCUGCUGACCAGCCUUGCAUUGCACUAAGCAUGAUCAGUAGCAUAACCCAGUCUCCGGCAAGUUAG